AUGGCGCCCUCGAGAAAUCCCACCACAUGGGACGAGUACGACGGCGUGGCAUCGCCCUCGGGCAGCGUUUCGUCAAACCCCUUUGCAGAGCAACAACCGCUGCUCGACGAUGACGACGCUGACGAUGGUGGCGCGCAUCCCGCUGCUCGACACAUUGAGCGCAGACGGUCCUCCGUCACCGACCGUCUUGCCGCCAUGGCAGAUGUUGGCGGCGUCAACAGCUUCAGGUCCUUUGCCCGCAGUUGGCAGCGCGCCGCCGCGUUCCCAGAGGUUCUUCCUCGGCGCCCGAGCUUCGUCUUUGCGGCCGAUCAGCAGAUGGACGGCGAGGAUCUCGAGUACUCGACAAGUCACGAUGACGGCGACGAUGGUGGGUUGGGCCGGCGCUCGGAGGCGUCGCCGCGGGUGGGGAGUCCCUUUGCUGGCUCAAGCAACAAUAUCGUAGAUUCGCAGGGCAGAGAGCGCGAGGGCAAGCAGCAUGUCGACGUGGAAAUGGCGAGCGGCGCGCUGCCGGCUACAUUUUCUAGUUCGAGCAUAUUUGGAUCGUCACCUUACCUGGCCACGCCCAGCAUCAUUGGUAGCUAUGAUUCAUAUCGCAGUUAUGGUACAAUUGGUGGCCCGUCGCUCAUUCGACAUCGACCGUCCAUUAUUCGAGUGGCGCCGGGCCAGACAGAAGAGGAGGCGGCCCAGGAAGAAGAUGCUGCCUACGGCGAGGAGCAGCCCAUCCUGGUCAAGGAGGUGAAGCAGGGAAACAAGGUUGUUCUGACUGUCGACGGCCAGAGCACCUUGCCCCAAUCCAUCUUCAACUCCAUCAACGCCAUCAUUGGCGUUGGAUUGCUGAGUUUACCGCUGGCCUUUAAGAUGAGCGGCUGGGUUCUCGGCCUCAUCAUCCUCACGGUGACUGCGGCCGUCACAGGACACACGGCCAAUCUGCUGGCCAAGUGCAUGGAAUACGACGCCAGCCUCAUUACCUACUCUGACCUGGCCUACGUCUCGUUUGGCACCAGAGCUCGUAUCAUUGUGUCGGCCUUGUUCACCAUUGAGCUCAUUGCCGCAUGUGUCGCUCUCAUCAUCUUGUUCUCCGACUCGCUUGCCCUGCUGCUUCCCGGCCUGGCAAGUGUAGAGGUGUGGAAGUGUAUCUGCGCCGCCAUCACUCUUAUUCUCAACGCUCUGCCUCUUCGCUGGCUGAGCUACACCAGCGUCAUUGGCAUCUUUUCUACCUUUUGCAUUGUGUGCGUUGUCAUUGCUGAUGGCCUCAUCAAGACGGAGGCCCCUGGCUCUUUGUGGGAGCCCGCUGCUACACACCUUUUCCCUACGAAUUGGUUGGCGCUGCCUCUUGCAUAUGGCCUCAUGCUCAGCCCAUGGGGAGCUCACUCCGUAUUUCCCUCAAUUUAUCGAGACAUGCGCCACCCUCACAAAUGGGGCAAAGGCGUUGCCGUCACAUUUUCGUUUUCCUACGUUCUAGACACCUGCCUCGCCAUCGUCGGCAUGCUCAUGUUCGGCGACGGCAUCGGCGAGGCCAUCACCAACAACAUCAUCCGGAGCUCCAGCUUCCCCAAAGGCCUCACCAUCUUCAUGUGCAUCUGCGUCACCAUCAUCCCCCUAACCAAACUCCCGCUCAACGCUCGCCCCCUCAUCACCACCGCCGACGUCCUCUGCGGCCUUCACCACCACCCUCACCACCAUCAUCAUCAUUCCUCCAACGGCACCGACGACUGGAAACCCGCCUUUGUCAGAUCCUGUCAAAGGGCUCUGGUGCGUGUUGUAGUCGUCCUCAUCCUGCUCGGCAUAUCCAUCCUCUUUCCAGCAUUUGACUCCGUCUGCGCAUUCCUCGGCGCGGCGCUGUGCUCGCUCAUCUCCAUCAUCUUGCCCAUCUCGUUUUACCUCAAGCUCUACGCAAAGGACGUCGAGGCGAGAGAACGCCUCGUGCUGUACUGCUUGCUGGUGGUGUUUGGCGUGUUUGGGCUUAUCGGUACUGUGUUUACGUUUUUGCCAAAGGAGCUCAUUGGCGUUUAA
This is a messenger RNA of Trichoderma aggressivum f. europaeum, 2013 nucleotides long. RefSeq lists its product as uncharacterized. Lineage: Eukaryota; Fungi; Ascomycota; Sordariomycetes; Hypocreales; Hypocreaceae. Gene Ontology annotation, biological process: proline transport; amino acid transmembrane transport. Bases 1 to 2013 code for a protein of 670 amino acids. Gene Ontology annotation, cellular component: fungal-type vacuole membrane. Gene Ontology annotation, molecular function: L-glutamine transmembrane transporter activity. The record is from RefSeq and is a predicted model, not a curated record. The transcript has 5 exons.